This is a messenger RNA of Sander lucioperca (pikeperch), 3678 nucleotides long. RefSeq lists its product as uncharacterized. NCBI's taxonomy places the organism in Eukaryota, Metazoa, Chordata, Actinopteri, Perciformes, Percidae. The transcript has 8 exons. Bases 639 to 3299 code for a protein of 886 amino acids. The record is from RefSeq and is a predicted model, not a curated record.
UAGACGCGCACUAGAAUCAUGGAGUCGGCUGAAGUGACCGUGCAUUGCAAACGGCGGAGAGCGCAAUGGUUUCUGGGUGAAGCCGGGAUCGACGGAUGACAAACGAUGACAUUUGGCGUUUGGUAUCAAAGAUCCUCUAUACUGUUCUAAACCGUCUCUGUUGGUAGGCUUAUUUAAUACACGACCAGAAUCAGAUCGAGCCUCGUGAAUGGUGGACCUCGACCGACUUCCGGGUCAACUGGAAAUGACCCGCAGUCUGAACCGACCGUAGUUACGACAAUACAAGCGCACAGAAACGUAAGCAGGGCUGGCCUUGGUUCGGAAGCCGCAGUGGUGCUGCCUUCCUGCGCUCCACAGCCGUGCAGGGGCCGAGUCCCAUCGGCACACCGGGCCUGACGGCUCUGCUAGUAGAAGAACGGCACGCUCGAGCCGCUGGGAGAUUUCAUGUGAUCCGUUGUUCGUUAUAAAGUGUGAUUGGCUCCGUGUGCCAUCCGCUUCGGUUUUCGGUGUGCCCGUGAUGUAGGCCGAUAAUCCUGCUGGAGGACGGAGCGGUGGAGAUUACAUUUCCACACCUGUAGAGAAAACAAAGUGAAAGAGGCUUCUGUACUUCAUGUGCCCAUUAGCGUCUGCUUGGCAAGAUGAGUACAGACAGACCCAAACGGAAUAUCAUCAAAAAAAAAUAUGACAUCAGUGACGGGAUGCCUUGGUGUGAAGAACGUCUGGUCCGCAAAGUUCUUUUCCUCUCCCUCAGGGAAUUCAGAGACACACACCGUGCCUCACACAUACACACGCGCACACACAAACGCACGGUGAAAAAAACACUCUUACACGCUCAGCGAACAACACAGGCACAGAAAAACACGCGCACAAGACAGCGUGUGCACACGCCGCAACAAAGAGUCACACACAGAGCACCAAACACACAGAAAAACGCGCACAGUGCACAGAACAUGCAUAUUUCAAAACACCUACGCCCCCAUGAACACAACAACAAAGGGCAAAAAAUGAACUUGUCUCAGGACUCACACACACCAAAAAAUAAAUGCUCUCACACACUACAGAACAUGCAAACACAAUCAACAACGUGUGCAGGGAAAAUUACACACACUGUACAGCAAACCCACCUCCAAGAAAAUACUCACACGCUACAAAAGAGUUCUGGAUCAACCAGGACACUACGCUCACAUAAAACACAGAACACACAGUCGCUGCUCGACACGAAAUACACAGAAACUGCAAAACACACACACGCUCCUCGGCACAAACACUGCCAAAAGACCACCUGCACUCCUGAGAACACACCGCUGAGCCCCCCUGUCCCGGCCAGGACAUUGCGCUCACACACUCCCACAAGCCACAGCGGCCCCCGGGUUAAUGGCAUCAGCCGGCGUCAGUCCCUGCUGUCUGCUGGUCCCAGCUGGAGCUGGUCCUUACAGACACGGCCUCAGCAGCGCCGCCCUGCUAGCAUCCAUCGCCACAAGGAUGACCCCGCCAGCAAGAGACCAAGGCUGCGAGCGCAGAGGAAGUUCGCCCAGUCCCCCCCCAGCUCUCCAGGACCUGGAGUGUUGAUGACAGCAGCCCGGAGUAACCACAGCCUGGCCGUGGUCACCUGUCUGACCAGGUGCAGACCCAAGACUGAGGACUUCUUGUCUUUUCUCUGUCUGAGAGGUUCAGCAGCGCUGCCUAGCAACAUGGCCUUCGUAGCGAGUGGACGAGCCAAGGGGCCAGCUGGUGCUCGGCAUCUUACUUCCUGUCUUUCCACCAAUCACAGGACUGCAGCUGAGGGGAAGAACAUGAGCAUAUUCAGGAGAACAGCAGUGCAGCGAGACUCUCUGAGAGGGAGGCCUGGAGGCUCCUUCUGCCCUCUAACGGCCCGGGAACAGAGGAGGAGGGAGAGAGAGAGGAGAGAAGAGGAACAGCAGAGGAGGAUGAGGGGAGAGCGAGCUGAGAGACACCUCCUGAGACCUCGCCAGCUCUCCCUACAGGUCAGCAGGACCAACCAGGUUGCAAUGGUAACUGGACUCUCCGAACAAAGAACUUCCUGUGUCCGGUCAGUUCCUACCUUAAAGCCUGGCACCGGGGCAGGCAGCAGACGCUCCCCCAGGCCCUGCACAAGGCCGAGCAAUACCUGUAAACCAAGACCCCAGGAAAGCAACAACCAACACAUCUCCCGGCAUAGCAAACACCAGCUGCCUCGCAAUCAGCACCUUCCUCUCCACCACCCAACCGUCUCAAAGUACUAUAGCAACGCCAAGACCUUCGGUAGUGUCCAGAACUCAGGAAGACAUUCAAGCAGGACUCCAGCCCAAAUAACAUUGACUAAUGGCACAGUCAUCAGGUCGCUAAGGGAGAGCCCUGGGGUCCUGAGGUUGUCCAGGAGAAAGAGAGGCCUCCCACCAGACACCAGCCCUCCCCCUCCGAAGCGGAUUCCUUCGGGCAGCAACGCAUCAAAGAAGUGCAGGACAGUGCAAUACAAUGAUGGUGAUGUCCCAUCGGAGAGUGACUGCCAUAUUGGUGAGAUCCCACAGAGGGAGGCCAACUGUAACGAAGAGGUUAGAGUGGAGGACGUGAGUCAUAUUGGUGAUAUCGCUGGCAGCCAUGAUGAAGAACUUAAACAAGAAGGCAGCUGUGACCACGUUGGAGAGAUGAGACUGGAGAGGGACAGUUGUAUUAGUGAAGACCUACAGGACAAGGGCAAUGUUGGAAAGUUAAGUUUGAGCAGUGUCUCUGCUCUGGAGCCCUCUCAGGAAGGGGUCAACUUCACCAACAUCAUCACCGACUAUGACCUGAGCCCUGUAACUGAGGUCAUAUGCAGACAUGUGAGAGACAAAAGGCUGCAGAGAAAUCAGCCCGCGUCAUCCACAGUCCCUACGCUACUAACCAGGACUACUGAAUCUAGGACUGUUGCCAGAGCUGCUGCUGCUGCUGCUGCUGCUGCUGCUAGGACUACUGCAACUAAAGCUGCUAUCAACUCAGUGACAUCCAAACACAUACACACUGACCCACCAGCAAGUUAUUCUGCCAAGCACACUGCUAAGGGUACUAACAAAGCUACUAGUAAGGACAUUACCAAGUGUACUUCACCAGCCAGCAGGUACUCUAUCCAUAAUUCCAAAGGUGCUGCAAAGGACACUUCCAAGGGUACCAGAGAGGACUCGACAAAGGACUGCGCACCUGUCAGUAGCUAUUCUAGCACUUCCAGGGGCUCUACAAAGAGCCUUACCCAGACCAAGUGUACUACCUCAGCCAUUAAGACCAGGACCAGCCCUAGAACCCUUCAGAAGCGCCGACAAACCUGAGCUACAUCUGGAAACGUUGACAGAUCCACUGUUUGCUAUAUUGAGAAUUGAUGUUGAAGACAAUUAGCCAAGUAUUCAGAACAACAUUGGAUACUGUUGAUCAUAAGUGUCGCAUGAUGAUGGUUGUUGGCUGGUUGGAUAGUGACGUAGUGACUGUGUACUGUUCUCUACAUGUGUCAAUGAUUGUGGGAACAUUUUAAUUCUAAAGGUCAAAUAAAUAAUUGGAAGACAGCAUAAUGGCAGACACGCUGUAUACUGGACUGUAUAGUGAAAGGCCACUGUUUUCAGAAGUUUCACUGCUGAAUCCGAAAUUGCAGCUUGGUAUCGUAUUCAUAUGGAAAAGGCACUGGUUUUAUUAAAGCACAUAGUUUAAUUUGAA